Messenger RNA from Magallana angulata, 2250 nucleotides. RefSeq names its product THO complex subunit 1-like. Lineage: Eukaryota; Metazoa; Mollusca; Bivalvia; Ostreida; Ostreidae. The record is from RefSeq and is a predicted model, not a curated record. Gene Ontology annotation, molecular function: protein binding. The transcript has 19 exons. Gene Ontology annotation, biological process: regulation of DNA-templated transcription elongation; mRNA export from nucleus; signal transduction. The coding region runs from base 93 to 2084 and encodes 663 amino acids. Gene Ontology annotation, cellular component: THO complex part of transcription export complex.
UAAUCAAUAAGUGAAUUUUAACCGUUCUGAAAGGAUUUUUGUUUGUUAGAAAUGAAAGUCAAUCAAAGUAAGAGUUAUUUAUAAAAAGAAACAUGGCUGCUUCCAUGAAGUUUGUGUUCGGAAAUGCCAGGGAUGUAUUUUGUAGAAAACUUGAUUCUUUGGAAAACAACCAUGAUUGGAAAGAAAUAUUCCAGUCAGUUUGUGGAAGUGAAGCUGAGAAAAAAUUGGCUGUAGAUCAGGCAUUGCGAGACAGCAUGAAGGAUGUAGUUAUGAGGGCGGAUGAUUGUGAAGAGUACAAAAAAGUCAUCUUACAUUCCAUAGAAAUGGCAAAGGAAGAUUUGUGUUCUGUAAUCAUGCCAUUCGUCCUUCUGUCUGAUAUAUUUGACUUGAUCACAUUGAGUCAGUGUGAAAUUGUCUUCUACUUAGUGGAGGAGAAACUACCUGUGUGGAAAACACCACUGUUUUAUGAUUCUGGGAAAAACUAUCUUUUGAGGAUGUGCAAUGAUCUGCUCAGAAGGUUGAGCAAGUCACAGAAUACAGUUUUCUGUGGGAGAAUUCAGCUGUUCUUGUCAAGAUUGUUCCCGUUGUCAGAAAAAUCAGCUUUGAAUCUCAUGAGUCAGUUUAACCUCGAAAAUGUCACAGUGUUUUCCACAAAGUCAGAGGAAGUCAAGCCCAAAUCUCAUGAUAUUUCUGAUGAUGUCAUGGAGGUUGAAGAAGGGGAAAUGGAAGAUCUCACAGGGUCAACACCAGUUGAUUACAACUUGUACAGGAGGUUUUGGGCACUUCAGGAUUACUUUAGAAAGCCUACACAGUGUUAUGAUAAAGUCCCUUGGAAAGCAUUUCAGCAGAAUGCUGAUGUAGUACUGAAUGCCUUUGCCAGUGCAAAGCUGGAUGACAUGAAAUCAUCACGAAGGAAACUAGAUUUACCUCGGCCAGCAGACACAAGAGCAUUCUUUGCCAAAUAUUUAACCAGUGAAAAGUUGCUGGACCUGCAAUUGAAUGACAGUAAUUUCAGAAGAUAUGUGCUGGUUCAGUUCCUCAUCCUUUUCCAAUAUUUAAAUUCACAAGUUAAAUUCAAAAGUGCCAGUCAAAAUCUUUCUGAUGAACAGAAUCAGUGGAUCAAAACAAUACAGGAUAAAGUUUACCAGCUAAUCAGAGAAACUCCUCCUGAUGGAGAGCAGUUCUGUAAGAUAGUGCAGCAUAUCUUAGCAAGAGAAGAACACUGGAAUAAGUGGAAAAAUGAUGGGUGCCCAGACUUUGCAAGAAAACCUGUUGCAGAAGACACAAAAAUAAAGUCUAGAGCAAAAAGACGAUGGGUAGGAGAUGAUCUUCAAGCACAUGGAGGGAAAAUUAUCAAAAUGGGCAGUGCAGAGCUCACUAGAUUAUGGAACAUCAAUCCAGAUAACAUGGAAGCCUGCAAAGCAGAGAAGAGGGUAUUUUUACCCUCAUUAGAAGAUUUCUUUGCUGAAGCCAUGGAGCAAGCUGAUCCUGAGGCUAAAGUUGAGGAACAGUACAAAAUGGUGAAUAAUCCUGUAUUCCAAUGGAAGUCGCUUCGACUUCUAGCGAGACAAAGCCCCCAUUUCUUUGGUCAGCACCACACUCCUGCCAUGCCUCUCCCUCAGUACUUGGAACUUAUGCUAAACAAGAUAGCACAAGAGUUGCCAUCCACAGGCUCCAAUGGAGAUGUAGCACCAGAGGGAAACAAUGAGGAAAUGAAGACAGAGGUGGGAGAUGAUGAGGCUAUUAAAGAGUCCCAGGAAGUAGAAGAUGAAGAACUCAAGGCUCAGGCAGAGGAAGCAGGACGAGAAGAAAUACCAGAGGACAUUCUGUCAAAGGAUCAAAUAGAACUUGUUGCUGAAAAGCUUGGUGAGGACUGGAAAAGGCUUGGCACAGAGUUAAACUUCCCUGAAGAUGACAUGAGCUAUUUUGAGACAGAAAACAAUGAACAAGUAGCUUGUGCAAAAAAGAUGUUGACUAUUUGGCAGGAAAAUGAGGGUGAUAGAGCAACAGCUGGUACCUUAAAGAUAGCACUGAAGGAAGUGGGGCUGACCGAAGUGAUAGAUGCUGUGUUUGGAUCUACAUGAAGCACUCUAUUAAAAGGACUUUUUGAAAGAGCAUUAAAUUUUGUAAAAAUGAACUGCUCUUAUUAUCUAGUUUCAAUUCAAUUGUAAAAAUUAGAUUUAUUUUCAUGUUGUUAUCAGUGGAUUUUUGUUCAUCAGUCAAUAUGAAUCCAAUAACAUGUGAAAUUUA